AUGGACAGGGGUGUACCAGAAUACGCGCAGUCAGAUCAAUCGUCUGUUGCGACCUACGCCACGCAAGACCCGCGUUCAGCAAACCUCUCGACCAACAACACCCCGCAGUCGGACUACGGUCUCACGCCCUCGUCGGCGCGGUCAUCAGGGUUUCCAUCGGACCAUCUGCGAUACAGCCAAUACUCUCACGCGCCUCACCAUCCAGGCGCUGUAGGAACCAUGGCACAACCAACAAGUCCGUCAAAGUCCCUGCCAGAUGGAGUGCCCAAUGGCCAUCCAACUGCACAUUCCACCGAUGUGAGGUCUAACUCGGACGUUCCUAUAGAUCCCUCGAUUUCGCAAGCAAGCCCGACCUACCCUCCAUACUCGCCAUACCCGCAAGGGCAAGACAUGCAGCAUGCCUAUCAGCCUCAGCACCCUCCUUACAUGCAGCAACGACCGCCGCACGAGCAAUGGGCCGGCUACCCUCCUCAGCACGGCAUGCCUGGCCCAUACCCGCACCCGGGACCCGGUGUUCAAGGACCGCCUCAGGCCACCACGGCUUCGCGAACCGGUCAAGUCUACUCUUUCGUCCCCAUCCCCGGUGCGCAGCAGCACAAGCGACCGCGUCGAAGAUACGAAGAGAUUGAAAGAAUGUACAAAUGUGGUUGGAAUGGCUGCGAAAAAGCUUAUGGGACAUUAAACCACUUGAAUGCGCAUGUCACCAUGCAGUCGCAUGGCACAAAGCGAACCCCUGAAGAAUUUAAAGAGAUCCGAAAGGAAUGGAAGGCGCGCAAAAAGGAAGAAGAGAACGCACGCAAGGCUGAGGAAGAGCGACAGAGAGCAGCAGCACAAGCCAGCCAGGUCGACGGGCAGCCCACAGAUGCGCACCAGGUGCCAGCACAAGGCUAUCAACAGAAUGGCGGCCGACCGUCGCUGCCGCCCAUUGGCUAUCAAUCCGCAGACGGCCACGCUCAAGGUCAAUACGGGCAACCACAAGCCGGCAUGGUCUACCCUCAAGGAAAUGGGCAGAUGGGCACCUACGCCAAUUACCCCAACUCGCCCUACGCCCAACAGGGUCAAGUCUAUCAGCAACGACAGUACUAG
Molecule: messenger RNA, 1086 nt
Organism: Capronia coronata CBS 617.96
Lineage: Eukaryota; Fungi; Ascomycota; Eurotiomycetes; Chaetothyriales; Herpotrichiellaceae
Exons: 4
Coding region: 1-1086 (361 amino acids)
Biological process (GO): regulation of DNA-templated transcription
Source: RefSeq, a predicted model, not a curated record